Messenger RNA from Carya illinoinensis, 627 nucleotides. RefSeq lists its product as uncharacterized. The transcript has 2 exons. The record is from RefSeq and is a predicted model, not a curated record. The coding region runs from base 1 to 627 and encodes 208 amino acids. NCBI's taxonomy places the organism in Eukaryota, Viridiplantae, Streptophyta, Magnoliopsida, Fagales, Juglandaceae.
AUGGAGAUGGAAACGCUAGGCCAGGGUGUAGAAAUGCUCAACAUCCUCCUCAAUCUCCACAAGAUCAAAAGGGGUAAAACGGGGUUUAGAGGGUGGAAAAUAAACAAAUUCACAUGGUACAACCAACAUGAAGAUGAGUCUUUCACAAAGGAAAGACUAGAUAGAGCUUUAGUCAACCCAAGGUGGAAAGCAACUUAUACAGAGGAUUCAGUGGAAACACUUCCAGCUAUCUGUUCUGAUCACAGCCCAAUACUACUUUCCUGUAGUUUUGAGAGGUGCUCAGCAUACAAAUAUCACUCUUCAUUCAAGUAUGAGGCCAACUGGAUUAAUGAGAUGGGCUAUAGAGAGGUAGUUUCUGAAGCAUGGCAGGGUAGUUAUAAAGGGGAGACUGGCUUGGAAAAGGUCUUAUACAAGCUUGACAGAACUAGAAAGGGGCUUCAAAAGUGGAGUAGACACAUGGUUAGAGACAGAAAUAGAGCUAUAAGAGAAAAGACACAGCUGUUAGGUGAGUUGCAAAGCCGAGAAGAACCAAGUACCAUAAAGAAACAAAGAAGCCUGCAGCAAGAUCUUAAAUUUCUAUUGGAACAAGAAGACAUAAGGUGGAGGCAAAGGGCAAAGAGACACUAG